AGCUGACUGAGGUGUCCCAGUUUCUUCGCUAUUCGUCCCCGAAGAUGAAUCAUGAUGGUAGAAGCAAAAAAUAAACAGGUCUGGUCUCCGGUUCAAUUGGUGCGAAACAGGAUCCCCAUGGCUUCUGCCUUUGUAUGGUUCUCCGCGUCAAGAAAUACAGAUACACACAAUGCAAAGCGAAAGAUGUGCAACAUAAAAAUGAAAAAUACAAACCUGGUUUGGAUAAUUGGCUCGAGCUUGGGCAUUGGUUCCAAUUUAGUCCAUGCAUCUCUACGUACCUAGCUCCAGGCCAAUCCAUCAUGCACAUGCAGAAUUUUCCCCACGAGAAAUAAUUGUUGUUUUGCUCCCCCUAUAAUUUCUAGCAUUAGUUUUAGUGACAGACUUUUCAUUCUUUUUCUCAACAUUCAUAUCCAAGUGCAAGAUUCGGCGUAGGUCUACCUGUUGGAGUGAAGAAAUAUGGUGGAUUUCGAGGACAAAAAGGGCAAGUGGAGUAUUGCCUCUGCGGAGCUGGAGCAAUUGAAAGUCUUUUCCGACGCCGAGACGUCUGAGGACGCGUCGCUAUUCCUCCAAGCCGCUGACGCCUUGGUAGCCAUCGGGGGCGUAAACGCUGCGGGGCCGGGACGGCAAACUGCGCUCCACUACGCCAUCAAGCGACAGCUACCCGUAGAAGUGGUUUCAAAACUCGCCAGCGCGCCAAAAAUCGACUUGGGCCUGAAGGAUGGAUGGGGCGACAGUGCCUUGCUCAUGCUGUGUCAGCAGUCGUGCGACGAGCCUAGUGCAGCGGUGGCGCAUUGCAAGGCGGUGUUUGAACUGCUGCUCGGUAAGAUUCUCGAGAAAGCGAAGGAUGAAGAAGACCGCGCUGGCGAAAUAAGGUCUUCUGGUUGUACGGCCGUGCUGAAAACCGUGCUGAACGCGCAAAACGAAAUGGGGCAGGGCGCAUUGCACAUUUUAGCCAAUCAAAACGCGUCAAAAGAGAUUCUCGACGAGUUCUUCAGGCAGGUGAAAAUCGCUGAAGCCUUCUGUUUCACGACCGCGUCGUCUCACGACGAUGAAACGCGGAGCGUGGAGAAUAGUCCGCCAAUGUUGCUCGACCUGAACUUGGCGACGCUUCGCGGCGAAUCUCCGCUGAUGGUUGCGGUGCACGGAGGCAUAUCAAACGCCAACAGUGCGGCCCCACCUCCACGCAGGUGGAAUGUUCUUCGCUGAAAAUGGACGACCACCUUGUUAUGUGGACGUUUAGAUAAGUACAACUCCCCGGUUUAGUAGACGAACGAUCAUCAUUGACGAGAUUUUUCGUUGUAUUUUUUUCUAUUGCAUUUGCAGGGCGGGCGCGGGGCCAUCUCUUUGUCAAUGUCAUGUGGGACGGACUUUUUUUUGGAAAGGCCGCUCUGGCACUUCUGGGUGCCUAGCGCAAGAGGAAAAGACAACUUUUGCUCAGCAUUUGGUGCGUCAGAUAGAAAGGUUCCAUCGCGAAAAGUUGACGGUAAGAAGGCUGCAUCAAUGUACAGGGGGCCACUUUUUUUUUGCGGCGUUAUCAGAAUUACUUCGCAAUCGCAGCGCACAUACUUAUUUUAUCUAUCACCUGUGGAGGUGGGGCGGUUUUUCAUUUUGAUACCGUAACGAUAUAUUUUACGACCGAAUAUGCAAGUCGCCAGACCUGGCGGCGCAGUUGGACCUUUCAUUGCAGCUCAACCUAGGGAAGGAAGCUUCCCUUCUUGACGAGGGUGACGGAGAUUCCGUUUUGCUGUACGCGAUUAGGAACGGGAGCCGAAAAAUAUUGCAAGACUUGUUUCUCGACAAUGUAGUUUUGCGCAGGAAGAUCCGCGAGGAGGAGCUGCUGAAUCUGGCGAACAAAAAGGGCACCACUCCGCUCAUCCACGCCUGCGCCCUCGGGGAAACAGAACUGGUCGCUACCAUUUUCAAAUGCGCGGAACUGAUGAUGGCUGACGAUCUCCUGGAUGCCUCGUCAGCAGACGAGGGACAAAAGCGAAAGUGGAGCGAAACGCUGCGCGCUCUCUUCAGUUGGGAAAGAACCGUUUGCUCUGACGCAUCCGCGGCUGCUCCAGACACUGCAGCUGCCUCCACGACAAUUCUUGCUGGAAGGGGUGGAGAAACAGAAACGACCACAGAAGCCACUGAAGAUGAACAACAUCUGGGGGAGGGGGACGACGUAUCUGUUGAAAAGCAAACCGCCUACGACCCUGAUGACAUUCUGGACCUCUCGGCGCAGGACAAGCGCGGCAACACCUGCCUCCACAUUGCCGCUGCGUUUGGUCACGCACACAUCAUUCAGCAAGUUUUGGAAUGGUCCACGCGAUGGAGCGGCGGGGCGAGCACAAGUCUGUCAGAAAAGGACCACUCCCACAGGAUCCUGCGGAAAAAACAGAAACUCCAGCUGAUGAAUUAUGCGAGAAAAAACCACACAGUCAUAGUACUCACACUUUUGCAAGUCUUGCAUCUUCAGAAAUUUAUUUCUCUCGCGUGACAAAGUUCUUUUUUUUUCUUCGUAAAUACUUUACGUUGAUGCAUUUAUAGUAGUACGCAUGCCACCAGUAGAAUUGGACUUUUUGUAUUCGCAAGAAGAAUGUGCAAAAAUGUUGUAUUGUGAUCAAGUACAAGUUUUUUGUUUGGAUAUGAACCCGAUUGACAUAAAUGAGAAGAAUCGCGAGGGCCUCUCUGUUCUCCUGCUCGCGGCGGGGAGCGGCCGGUUGUCCGUUGUGGAAGCGAUUUGUCAGUUUCAGGAUGGAUGCCUGGAUUUGAAAACGAAAGAUCCGAAGGGCAGAAACGCGCGCAUGCGGGCCAAGGGCUAUGGGUCCGACGAUAUCGAGGCCUUCUUAAAGUCCUAUAAAGGGCCGCGACCGCCAGCUGCAGCAAUGAAGGGCAAGACGCUGGUGGGGGAUGGCGCCAGCAACAAGCUGUAGGGAUGUGUCUGGUGCGGGCUUCAGACUGGUAUUGGUGCAGAAAUGAUACUCCUACUUACAUGCUGUGAUGUUCUGCUUCUGUCAUUCUCAUAAUUGUCAUGAAUACGUCAAUGAUCAAUCCUCGAUUUCUUUGUUUUUUGAUGAAGCAACUGCCUAGCCUAGUGUGCCGGUAGAUGUCCGCAGCUCAGAGAGCUCCAGAGCUCAGUUCGAGCGCUUCACGAUACUGUGGCAGUCAAAAAAGGUCUCGUAUUUCUUGUUCGAGGAAGACUGCACCAGUACGUAGACCCAUGAUAGCCAUCUUGAUACAUUUUAAAGAUCCGCAUGUAUUGCCAAUCUUACAUAUACAACGACGAGCAUAGUCAUGCAUAUCGGGCUUGGGUCGCCGUGUUGAUGCAACAAUACAAUUCUGAAUGCCGCGAAUGUUGCACUGGUACAAAUGGCCUGCAGACGGCGCGCGGCCUACGUCGAAGAGAAACAAGAAGAGAUGACCAGACCACACAGAGCACGGGACGACUCCCCUCUCACGAAAGGGACAAGAAACCGUACCCCGGUUCUUUUGCUAAUAAGUAAAUCAAAUGAAAACUUCAGAUAGAUUGAUAAGAACGACAUGGAUCUUGACGACGGUGCCUUUUACAUCUCUUGUAAAGAAAUGCUCGCACGGAUUUGAUGUUGCCGUUUGUUUGUGGGCUCCACCGUCUGGUGGAUGGGUUCAAUCGCCUACGUGUCAUCUACGCCUUGCGACACGGCGUUUUUUGUUUUUGCUGAGGUGAUAUUUAUUUUCCCUGUUUCGUGUUGGUUCGUAUCGAGUCGUGCCGGAGAAGAAAAUCGGCUGUUUCGGAGCUCAGAGAUGAGAGUGGGUGUACUACGCAAGGAACAAGCGUAGGACCUCUUGUCGUCGUGCGAUAGUACGCUCAUCAUGUGAGUGAGCGAACGAGAGGGCAGUAGCAGUUUGCAC
This is a messenger RNA of Amoebophrya sp. A120, 3876 nucleotides long. The record is from the annotation of a GenBank genome assembly. Lineage: Eukaryota; Dinophyceae; Syndiniales; Amoebophryaceae.